Messenger RNA from Protopolystoma xenopodis, 903 nucleotides. Lineage: Eukaryota; Metazoa; Platyhelminthes; Monogenea; Polystomatidea; Polystomatidae. The record is from the annotation of a GenBank genome assembly.
AUGCCUUGUCUUAUUUAUAACGUUACUCUGACUGGCCAAUUUAUCACCAAAUUGACUUCUCCUCAUGGUGGCUGCUGGCGUUUCGGUUACUCUUCAGACGGACUUCUUACUCGUCUUUUAGAGCCCUCAGAUACUGGCUUAGCCAACGGACUUGACCUCUGCUCUGAAUCGAGUUCCGAUCAAAAUGAGGCUGGUCUGGAUCUAGCAAUCUUGGCUGGUGGCGAUCAAUCUGCAGGCGAUUUAAAUGACCUGUCUGUUCCAGCAGGUGGCCGCCGAUCAAUUUUCGGGGUUGUCUCAUCCUCAAACACCGUCUCCACAAGUGGUAGCGGUGGUUCCGAGACAGAUAUUGGCCUUAUCGGACUAGCAGGGCUUGGGCGAACAUUUGUGUAUUCUCGGGAGUCCGGCCGCCUAAUACGUGUGAUAGCUGGCUCAACGGGCCGUCAGCUCAGCUUAGUGGGGCGGAAUAAUGCUUUGGCUCCUUGGUGGAGGAAAGCUUCUGCUCAUGCUCCUGUUGUUUCGGACAAAACCAGGCGUGUACGGGUAUCUGGCCAGGAGGUACAUAUCGCUUCUGGCAGGCAUUCAUUGAAGGUCCGGUCACUCACUUUUCAGCGUGCUUACCAUCCUUCGUUAGGUAGCGAUCACCCGGUUAGCUCAACUUGGACCUAUCAUCUUACUGGCGACGAUAAUGUCUUUGGCUCACCCGAUCACCUCACUCGCUCGCGCCGAAUGGCUCAGACUCCCAGAACCUGGCUGUCUCGUAACUUAUUGGUAAGGGGCGUCAGAUCUCCAUAUGUCCAGGGUUCUCCCUCUUUAGUUGCUCAGACCAGUGCAGAAAUGGGUGACCACUCGAUUCUAAGUGAGCUGGAUUGGCGGUACAGGAGCACUCUUUGGACUUUUGGUUGA